Molecule: messenger RNA, 1017 nt
Organism: Postia placenta MAD-698-R-SB12
Lineage: Eukaryota; Fungi; Basidiomycota; Agaricomycetes; Polyporales; Adustoporiaceae
Exons: 2
Coding region: 1-1017 (338 amino acids)
Molecular function (GO): acyltransferase activity, transferring groups other than amino-acyl groups
Source: RefSeq, a predicted model, not a curated record
AUGUCUACCCUCCGAGUCAUGAAGUUCGAGCGUCCUCAUGAGUUCGCCAGGGCCAUUGCCGACUACGAUGAUUACUCCAUGAACUUCGCACUGGGAUCCCUCUUGGACUACGGCGAUAAAUCGCAGGUCCUUUCACAGGCGCGAUGGGGCGCUCCUAUGGGGGCGCUAUUGGCGGUAUACAGGGAAGAUGAGCUACUAUUAACCCUGACGAAGCAUGCGAAGAACUUCUCUUGGGUGAUGGCCUCACCGAGCCACGUUGAUCCUUCGUUAGAAGGCGACGCGUCCGACAUCGAUGCAGCAGCGACUCUCAUUGCCGAAACACUCCCGACUGUAGUCAACCCACACCUAAUGGAUAAAGUGCUGGGCCCUGAGAGGGCAGUAAAUGCAUUUAUCGAGUCGUGGGUAGCCUUCAUGGUGAAGCGAGGCGUCCAGCUGAAGACACCAGAUCCGUAUUUCCACUCUCGCGCGUGCUGUGCCACGCUAUCGACCUUACCUCCAUCUUCUAUGGUCCACGAUUACCCGGUAUCGUUGGCAAGGCUCAGCGAUGUGGACACCCUCAUACCCUUGUUCGUCGAAUUCUCAAGUCAUGGGCCCAAUCCGGUGUCACCCGAGACGGCGCGCAACAUCAUACGCGAAGGUGUAGAGGCGCGGAGAUUAUGGGCUUACCGCAUCCGAGAGGGUCUAGCAGGGUACGUUCUCGUCGGACGGGAGACGCGGCGCACAAUUGCCAUCCGUAACGUCUUCGUUCUGUCACAGUACAGACGGAAGGGCAUCGCAGAAGCCAUGGUACGAACGGUGACUCGAUAUUACCUUGGUGCUGAGACUCCCAGUGAGAUGGCACGGGCAGGAGAAUCGGCAGUGAUCGCCAAGCAUGAGAUAUGUUUGAAUGUAGGGGAUCCAGCAGUAAUGAGGAUCUACAGUCGCUGCGGCUUCAUGUUGGAUAACAACGCGCGAAACCUCGAUACUGAGAAGAGGGGAUGGUUCGCAACGAUCUGGAGGGGAGUCGAACCAAUGUAG